AUGUCGAGCCACCACCCUGGAGAAGGCUGGUCGGAGCGCAACCCCGUCCCCACCGUCCAGCAGUACCGCGAUGAGCAGGAGCAACGUCUCCAGCAUCAAGAAGACCUUCGACGCGAUGCUUCCAAGGCCAACGGCUCCCAGCUCGCCAACACCGACGCCGAUGAGGCGACUCCUGCCUAUCCAUCGGCCACCUCUUCCGGCACGGAUCCCACCAACUCGGAUGGUCUCAGGCAGCGAAAGGGUGCCUCGGGUGCCGGCGCAACCGCUCCCAAGACCGACACGGUCGACCAAGCUCCCGGCGGCGGUGCCGAGGAGAAGGAGCGCAUCAAGCAGGCCCAGAUGCCAAAAGGCAAGGCCAACGAGUUCGAAGAAAAGGGCGAGCGCGUCGUCACUGACCCCGUCACGGGCGGCGACGUCCAGAUUCGCGACGCUUCUGAGAACGCCAAGAUCAGCCCGGACAAGCUCGACUCGCGUUACGGCCCUGGCUUCUCCACCCACGUCCCCAAGGACCCCUCGAAGCACUCGCAGCUUCACACCUCACCCUACCCCGCCGAGCCCUCCAACGGUCUGCUGUAUCGCUUCCCCGAGCCUGCCGACAGUGACAUCAUCAAGGGCAUGCAGUCGGCCUUCAACCAGCUCGCCAUCGGCCUCGGCGCCUCGCUCGCCCUCAUCUGGUUCUUCUUUGCGUUUGGAAAUGGCUGGUGGAAGUUCCUCGUUCGCACCUCGAUCCUCGUGGGUGUCGGCUUCUGCGGCUGGACCGGUCUCCAUCUGCAAUCACGCAAGAUCGAGAAGGAGCACGACGCCAUCCGUGCAGAAAUGCACAAACAGCGUGGAGAGAAGCUCACGCCGCCCAUGCCGGAAAGUGUCGAGUGGCUCAACGCUGCUAUUGCCUGUAUCUGGAAGCAAAUCAACCCGGACAUGUUCAUCGGCAUGGCCGAUAUGGUCGAGGACAUCAUGCAGCAGUCUCUGCCCGGUUUCGUUGAUGCCGUCAAGAUCGACGACAUUGGCAUAGGAGAAAACCCCUUCCGCCUCGUCGCCAUGCGCGGUCUGUCGGAUAUGAUGAGCGACAAGGAGUAUCCGCGCGAAGAAUGGAUCGACCAAGGCAAAAAGGACGAGCUCAAGAAAGAAGCCGACAAGGAGAAGGAGAAGAACAAGGACAAGGACAGCCAGGCCAAGAAGGAGCUUGACGCGACCGAAGACGCUGACGGCGACGGAGUCGCAGACGACGACGAGUCCGGCGACUUCCUCAACUACGAGAUCUCGUUCAGCUACUCUGCUCGCCCCGGUCAGUCCAACAAGGACCGAGCGAAGAACAUCCACCUGAUGAUCGAGUUCUUCGUCGGCGCCUACGACCUCUUCCAGAUUCCCCUCCCUAUCUGGAUCCAGAUCGAGCACAUCUCGGGCACCAUUCGCCUGCGCGCCCAGAUGGUGCAGCAAGCGCCUUACAUCCGCAACCUGACCUUUACGCUCAUGGGCGUUCCCAAGGUCGAGAUCUCGGCCAUUCCCAUGCUCAAGGCCCUUCCCAACGUUCUGGACCUCCCACUCAUCUCUGGGUUUGUUCAGUCUUCGAUCGCUGCUGCCGCCAACAUGUACGUCGCACCCAAGAGCAUGACGCUCAACAUGGCACAGAUGCUCUCCGGUGACGGAAUCAAGAAGGACACCGACGCCGUCGGCGUGCUCGUCGUCGACAUCGAGUACGGCGAGGGUCUCUCUGCUCAGGAUGCCAACGGCAAGAGCGACCCAUACGUCGUUCUGUCGUUUGCCAAGUUCGGUCGUCCGUUGUACAGCUCGCGUAUUAUCUUCGAGGACCUCAACCCCGUGUGGCAGGAGACGGCGUUCCUGCUGGUCAGCAAGGACGACAUUCGCGCCAACGAGUCGCUCUCCAUUCAGCUUUGGGAUUCCGAUGCCCGUACCGCCGACGACAUUGUCGGUCGUGUCAACAAGCCCAUCAAGGAGCUCAUUCGCGAUGCUAACCACCCUCAGGACAGGAAGGACAAGUUGAUGGGCUUCGAGGACGCUGACGACAUGCCCGGUGAGCUCAAGUGGAAGGUGGCGUUCUACGAAAAGGCCGACUUCAACAAGGCGCUCGUACCCAAGAAGAAGGAGGAGGACAUGACGCAGGUCGAAAAGGAGACGAAGCGCGAGGCGUCGGCGAUCGACUCUGUGGACGAGAAGAUCGCCCUCCACUGCCCUCCCGACCCGGAGUACCCUUCGGGCAUCCUCAGCAUCAUCGUCCACCACAUUGCCGGCCUCGAGAACCGCGAUGUCGAAAAGGGGGUCAUGGGCAAAGAGCGCGAGGGAACCGCAGGUCAGGACGUCGAUGCCAAGGCUGGCGAAGGCAAAGCUCUUCCCUCUGGCUAUGUCGAGUUCAUCGUCAACGACGACAUCAUCUACAAGACGCGCGUCAAGCAGUACACCAACAUGCCGUUCUACGAGGCGGGCACCGAGACGUUCGUCCGCGACUGGACGCGCACCGAAGUGCGUCUUGCCGUGCGUGACGCCCGUCUGCGCGAACACGAUCCCAUCAUGGGCAUCGUCUCGAUGGACCUCACCGAGGUGUUCAGCGAGAGCUCGCAGGUGACCCAGUCGUUCUCGCUGCAGGAUGGUGUUGGGUUCGGCAAGGUGCACUGUAGUCUGGUGUUCCGCAGCAUCAAGGCGCAGCUACCCAAGAACCUGCUCGGAUGGGACACCGCCACCGUCGAGCUGCUGUCCGAGAUCGAGAUCGAGGGUGACGAGUCGCUCAAGUCCAAGAAGAUCAAGGUCUCCACCGGAGACGACACGCAGAAGAUCCGUCCCGGCGAGCAAGUGCCGGAAGACGCCAAAGCCUUGGUCCGACUUCCCGUGUACGACCGCUACAGCUCGCUGCUGACGUUCGACCUCGGCGGUGGCGGCCUCAGCGUGGGCCCGCUCAACGCCAAGCCGGACGCCAUCGCCGUCGCCGCCCUGCGCGACAUCCCCGAUGGCGAAGUCGUCGAACUCGAACUCGACCUCGUGGCCGGCAGCAACCUCGGCACGCUCAAGCGCAACUACAUCAACGACCAGACGCGCAAGACGCACAAUUUUGAGGUGGUCGGCAAGCUGCGCGUCAAGGUGCGCAUCGAUGCAGGUCUCGACGAUGAUCACCUGCGCCUGGUGGAGCGCACCACGGGCAGGAAGGACAAGCACGAAUUCGAUGUCUACAACCGACUGGAGGGCAUGCCCAACCGGGCGGUGGAAAAUUCGCAUGCGAAUGACGACGGUGUCGUGGACAGGAAGGAGCAGAAGCAAAUUGACAGGAGCAAGAAGGAGGCGCUCCACUCGAGACACCGCGGUGCCAUGGGGUACGGCGGGGCCAGGUCGGCCGUGUGGGCCAAAGACGGUGUCAGGGACAGGAUCAGGAGGGUCAGCGCCAAGAUCACGGGCAAGAAGGGCAGGGAUCAGACGAUCAAGUCGGAGGCCUGA
This is a messenger RNA of Kalmanozyma brasiliensis GHG001, 3441 nucleotides long. RefSeq names its product C2 domain protein. The transcript has a single exon. Bases 1 to 3441 code for a protein of 1146 amino acids. The record is from RefSeq and is a predicted model, not a curated record. NCBI's taxonomy places the organism in Eukaryota, Fungi, Basidiomycota, Ustilaginomycetes, Ustilaginales. Gene Ontology annotation, molecular function: lipid binding.